UAGUUUGAUUUCUCAUAGAAACACAUCAUCACAGUUUUCAAAUCACUUUCAUUACAUUUUCCACUGGAUACAUACAUAUUUGAACUAAGCACGAAAAAUACCAUCCAAUUAUAUAAAGUUAGUUUUUUCUUGUUUAAAUUUACGUUUGAGAAAAUUACUGCAAUAUCCCAGCUGGAAAUUUGGUCUCUUGGUUAGACCCACUUAUUUAUAAAGAUUAUGGCACUAUCAGCUCGUCAUGGAUUUGCAGGUGUAUUACUCUACAUAAUUCUUGUGUUGGCUCUGAUUCAUCCGAAAAUGCAUAUUACCUUAACGGUAGAAUCGUAUUUCUUCAAUCCAAACUACCUUGCCACCUUUCACCUGAGCUACAAACUGGAUGGAUAUAUGUUAUUCGCUGCUCUGCCACUGACUGCCUUAGUGGUGAUUGCAUGGAGUCGCUGGGAUUCAGAAUCUGAAAAACCACUUGGAGAACGUAUUUUGAUAAUUUCCUUCCUGUGUCUCUAUGUGGUAAUUGUUCUAUCAAAUGUCAUCGCGAAUGGACUAGUUAUUCAGCAUGUUAUGUCGACGUUUAAUCAGAAUCAAUUGCUGGCUUGGCGCAUGUAUUUCGAAAUGCAAAUAUCCUUUUUGAAGGCCAUCUUUUGGAGCUGCAUCACCAGAAAGCCUUUGUAUGUCCAUAAACAAGUCUAUGCCAUGCAAUAAGAGACAAGAGAGAACAGAGAAAAAUAUUUUACCAAUUAAUAUCAAUUUAGAAAUUAUAGAUUUUGACCAACAAGAGUAAUAUAUACAUCUAUUUUCACCCCCAAA
Molecule: messenger RNA, 801 nt
Organism: Drosophila willistoni
Lineage: Eukaryota; Metazoa; Arthropoda; Insecta; Diptera; Drosophilidae
Exons: 2
Coding region: 217-696 (159 amino acids)
Source: RefSeq, a predicted model, not a curated record